AUGACAGAAAAGCACCCACCGCCGUCCACACAGACCGCGCUCUCAACCCCGAGCCUUCCUCCUCUCAACCCCCUCUCGCCUACGCCUCUCCCGAAAGAAUACGCUCCUCUUCCGACAUUUCCCUCUGCAGCUGCCUCUUCACACCCCAAAACUCCUGUGGCUGCCAACGCCGUAACAUCACCGACACACAAUGCUGCGCCUGUCACCAAGGCGGAGUCGGCUGCAGAGGAGGAGCCCUACACAAUAAAGUGCAUUUGUGGCUUCACAGGCGACGACGGAAACACAAUCUACUGCGAGAUUUGCGACUCGUGGCAACACAUUGAGUGUUUCUACCCAAACAACAGCGAAGAAGCGACGCGUGAAGAGUUUGCGCACGCGUGCCAUGAGUGCAAACCGCGGCAAUUGAAUGUCGCGCACGCCAUCGAAUACCAAAAACAGCGGCUACAGGCGGCCAACGCCGGGGCCGGGGCGGGGGCCGGGGCCCAUCAAAAAUCAAAACGCCCACCAUCCAAAGGCCACAGCCACAGCCACAAAAAGAAGGCGAAACCAGGCGAUCUCCAAAUCAACGGCCAUACGACGUCCGCCAGCGACGUCGCCAGGCAUCCUGGUUCUGACGGCACGGGCCAACACGCAAACCAAUCGUCCAAGAAGAAGAGCUCCCACAAGUCGAGCCAGUCCGUGGGCGGAUCCCAUUCUAAGAGAAGUCCGUCCUACUCGGCUGCGAGGGCAUCAUUACAGGCUAGUCAUCCGUUGAGUCCGGCCACAACACCACCCGAUCUUCCCGACGGCACCGAAUUCUACGGCUACUCCAGCGACCUGCACAACCUGUGCAAUGACCAGGAUUCCGCCCAGACUGUCCAGACCAACUCAUUCGCCAGUCUUGCCGUGUCAAACGCGACGUCUGUUUGGCUCCGUGAGCCCGAGCGCAUGUUGCGAGAGACAGGGCAGAAGUUUGUCGACAUUUUCAAACCGCCCCCCUAUAUCGACGCACUUCGACGGCCCCCCCGCGUUGACGUUAAGAAGCGCGCGCUGGACAAGGACACGAUUCUGCACUUGAGGUACUUGGUCACGUCCGUGGCUGUCGAUAAGGGCGUCCCUCUCAUGGAACUGAAUGGCCAAGUCGGUUUCCAAAACGAUUACUGUUCCAUUCCUUCCAACCGCUACGAGGAGCUGUCGUGCCCGCUUCCUUUUGUCUUUUUCCAUCCUUUAUUGCCCCUCUACAUUGACACGCGGAGAGAAGGGUCUCUCGCCCGCUACGUUCGUCGCAGCUGCCGGCCCAACGCGAUCUUGGACACGUUCCUGUCGGGCGGAUCUGAAUACCAUUUCUGGCUCGUCAGCGAUCGACCGAUUGGCGUGGACGAGCAGAUUACGAUUCCGUGGGAUUUACGGCUGCCACAGGACGUCAAGGGACGCUUGUUCCGCCUUCUUGGUCUCGGCGACGACGACCAAAGCAGCCACGACGACAGUGAGGUGGAGGAAGCCGAGUACAACAAUAUUGCACGUUGGGUGUAUCUGAUCCUCUCUCGGUACGGUGGUUGUGCUUGCGAGUUAGGCCCUGAAUGUGCAUUUGCCCGUUUCCACCGCCUGUACGGCGGCAAAGCGCAACACGCACGGAACAGCCACGGUAAAAAGAAGACGUCGCGGAAGACCAAGUCUCACGCCCUGUCUCCCACAAGCACUGGCCACGCGACAAACAGUCGUGCCGCUAGCGAAGGCCACCCAGAAGAUUUCCCCGAAACAGACAAAAUGUCAACAUCAUCGCGCAGCAAGCCGCCCAGCCGCGACAUGACCCCCGCCCCGCGACAGGGGUCGUUCGACACUCUGGGCAUAUUGACUGAGCCCACCGACCGCGACAAGCGAAAAGUCGCCAUGGUGGAAGACUCGUUCCGCCGCCUUGAGCAACAGCAGCCCAAGAAAAAGAAGCGCACAUCCGACGGCACAGAACGGUCGAGUGUCUCGGCGACUGGCCAUUCUGGAAAAUCCCGGGCGAAGAGCUCGCCAGCGCAGCCUGGUGAUCACCACGAACUUCCCAACGGUACUGCGAAUCACCGGUACAUCGACGCCGAGACGUCACGCAGCAAGUCGGGAUCGCCUGCCAGUGCUACCUCUCCUAACUUGAUGAGCGUCAGCAACGGCCUAGGAUUUAUGUCGCUGUCGGCGGCCGUCGGCGGCUCCACAUAUAGUGUUUCGCGACACACCUCAACCGGCCCCUCUGCAGGCUACCGUGAUGCAGAAACCCAGACAGACCCGACGGAGGGUGAAUGGUACAGCGAGAAGCCUCCCACGCCGCGCCCCAAACGCCGUGUGAUCUCGCUCUCUCGCCGGUUGCUCAACUACAGAAGCCGUGCACGGUAUGACGAACAUGCUGUGCCAGCCGUCUCGCCCAAGAUGGACGUUGAUUCACCAACCGCUCCUGAGGACAAGGUGUCGGUGAUGGCACAGGCACUGCCAUCAAGCGACGGCAACGGCGACGUCGCGAUGCCUGAUGCCCCGAGCUCUGUGACUCGGGCCGACGCUUCGACGCAUGCUAUAGCCGCCAAGAUUGAGCCGGUCGACGGUGGUGGCAGUGGCAUUGACGUCCCGAUUAAGAGAUCGCCGGACCUCCGUGUUCAGCUGCCCAAGGUGCCGUCGUUCAGCGAUGCCUCUCUGUCACAGAUGAACAGCGCGACGACGCCUCUGACGGCGUCAUCCAUAGUCCAGUCACCGUUUGCUGUGACCAGCGGAAACCCGUUUGGCUCGCCUGUUGUUACGCCGAGUCCCAUUAAGAAGAAGAUGAGCCUCAGCGACUACACCAAGAGCCGGAAGGCUGCAGGAGCCCGGCCACCGACGACAUUGAAACCGUCUCUCUCGAGCCCGGAUGAAGUUAAGCCCCCUAUUGGCGCAGAAAACGCACCGCCACCGCCAACCGAGACCGAAACGGCAACGAAGACUCCGUCAGCACCUCCGGCUGCAUCUUCUUAA
Molecule: messenger RNA, 2961 nt
Organism: Sporothrix brasiliensis 5110
Lineage: Eukaryota; Fungi; Ascomycota; Sordariomycetes; Ophiostomatales; Ophiostomataceae
Exons: 1
Coding region: 1-2961 (986 amino acids)
Molecular function (GO): protein binding
Source: RefSeq, a predicted model, not a curated record